Messenger RNA from Penicillium taxi, 657 nucleotides. Its product is annotated as putative 2-hydroxychromene-2-carboxylate isomerase. The coding region runs from base 1 to 657 and encodes 218 amino acids. Gene Ontology annotation, biological process: glutathione metabolic process. NCBI's taxonomy places the organism in Eukaryota, Fungi, Ascomycota, Eurotiomycetes, Eurotiales, Aspergillaceae. Gene Ontology annotation, molecular function: glutathione transferase activity; glutathione peroxidase activity. The record is from RefSeq and is a predicted model, not a curated record. Gene Ontology annotation, cellular component: mitochondrion; peroxisome. The transcript is spliced from 4 exons.
AUGUCUACUUCUCAGGUUAACAUCUAUGUUGAUAUUGGCAGCCCAUUCAGCUGCAUUGCUUUCAAUGCUGUAUCAAAAUCCCCAGCGUUUUCAAACUGCAAGGUCACCUAUGUCCCCGUCGUGCUCAGAGAGGUGAUGCAAAAGGCCAACAAUGUCGGCCCUUUUGUGACGAAGAACAAAUUCCAGUGGAUCCAAAAGGAGCGGAUGUACUGGUCCCGUCGGUUCGGAGCCUCAAUGACUGAGCAGCUUCCAGUGGGGUUCCCCGCCACGACAACCGAUAUCCAGGCUAGAUUGAGCGUCGUUGCAAAAGAGUAUCCGGAUUAUAUGGGUCCACUACUGGAGAAACUGUACCAUAUCUUUUGGGCAAAGGCUGAUACCACGAUUGUGACACCAGCCCAAUUCACCCCUAUCAUCGAGAGUGUACUCGGCGAGAACGCCCAGAAUGUCUUGAGUGUGCCAGAGGAAGAUGCAAAGGCUCUGUUGGAUGCGAAUACGCAGACGGCACAUGAUCUCGGGGCUUUCGGACUGCCGUGGUUCGAAUGUACCAAUGCCUAUGGAGAGAAGGACGGAUUCUGGGGAAUUGAUCAUCUUGGACGGGUUGCUGAGUUCUUUCAGUUGGAUAUAAGUGUGGAUGAGCGGUUUAGUGUUUUAUUGUGA